AAUCCCAUUUCAUUGUCAAACAUGACACAGCUCCAAAAAAGGUAGUUUCCACAAAGGAAUUGGGUUUUCUAAAUUUUACUUAUUGGUGUAGAGUGUGGAAAAACAAAGCUUUUAUGAUCAUUUUAUUGUUUAGUGUACAAGACUCCAAUUCCAAACCAUUUUCAAAGGAGGAAUAAUUCUCCCUUUUCUGGACUUUGCAUCAUUGUCACUGGCUCUAUGAUUGUUACAGUCUAGCUUGAGUUUCUAGGAAGGUGGGUGGGUUCUCCCUCUCAUGUCCUAGCUGUACCACCCAAUGAUACAAAACACAUUACAAAAUCUCUUCAUCCUAUGGUUGGGGAAUUCUUUUUGAUAGCUUAUUGCUGUCUUAUUUGCUGUUCAGUGUUCUUUUCUUGUAUUAAAAAAUGGCUUCCAAAACCAAGGCUUUUUCUUUCUUCUUUAUUUCAAAAUCUGAAAAUAUUUCUCAAUGUAUUCAAUUUCCUCUGUACUUGGGUAGUCUAUGAUUAAGAUUUUAUUGCAAAAUUUCCCUGUCUGGCCAGACAUUUAUGGUUUCAUUUCAGAUUUGGCAUUCCAUCAAUUGCAAGUUUGCUUAGAAAACGUCUACAAUGAACUGAAACUUGAGGGAAAGGCCAAAAACGCUUCCUUUUUUUUUUCUAUCUUUAAAACCCCAUUUGGAGUAUUGGGAGAGUGAUGCAUAUAGAAGCUGCCAUAGCAGCAAAAGAUGGCAAAUCUGGUUCCUGGGGUGCUUCUAAAACUCAUGCAGCACAUGAACACGGAUGUGAAGGUCACUGGUGAGCACAGGUCCUCUCUUUUGCAAGUGGUGAGCAUUGUUCCAGCGCUUGCAGGGGGUGAGUUGUUCCCAAAUCAAGGCUUUUACCUCAAGGUUUCUGAUUCCCUUCAUGCCACCUAUGUCUCUCUCCCUGAUGAACAUGAUGAUCUCAUCCUCAGUGACAAGAUUCAACUGGGGCAGUUUGUUUUUGUGGAUCGCUUGGAGGCAGCUUCACCAGUUCCUAUUCUUCAUGGGGUUAGGCCUGUUCCUGGGAGACACGCUUGUGUUGGAACCCCUGAGGACAUUGUUGCAACAACUCACUCACUUGGCUUCCUUAGCAAUGCUAAGGCUAACAAGAAAAGUGCUCGUUCUGGUCCCUUGGACUUAUUAGAGAGGUCCAAGUCUCCUAGGAAAGUGUUGGAGAAGGAGAAGAAGGAGAAAGUGAGAUUGACUAAUGAAGAGCAAUCAGACAAGAAACCAGUGCUUUUUGCCAAGAGUAAAUCUCAGACAACAAAAGCUGUGGCUGAUGUGAAGAAGGAAUCAUUGGGGAGAUUGAAGUCCUUUAAUUCAAGGGCUAUUCCUUCUUCUCCUACUAGUUGCUACUCUUUGCCUACUUCUUUUGAGAAAUUCGCCAAUGGGGUGAAGCAGCAGGCAAAUAUCAAGGGAGUGGACAAGCUAACUGCUAAGGUCGGAGUGGUGGAGAUGGGAAAGGGUGUGCGUGGAGCUAGUCCAACCGGGAAGAGAAUUUCGGUCGGAAACCCGAUCCGAAAUUUGGUUCAGGGAAUUGAGCUUGGAGCUAAGGCGCUCCGUAAGAGCUGGGAAGGGAAUAUGGAAGUCAAGACUAAAGAGACAUCCAAAUUAAGAGCUGCCAAGUGUGAUCCUAAGCCUGAGGUCCGUGGCUCAACUCCUAGGAGAAGUACUUCAAGUGAAAAGUUACCCUCUAAAGAAGAGAGCAGGAUGCAACCGCAGACAAAGUCCUCCAAGGAAGAGCACAGGACUCAAACAUCUAUAAAGAAAGUUAUUGCCAAUGGAACCACGGAAGAACAAGAAAAAUCAAGUAAGCAAAGAGUUUCUGUUGGAAAGAAAUCGUCAGAUGUUUCUAACACUGGAUUUCCUGGAAACUUGGUCAAAGUUUCUCCAAAUAGUAGAAAAGUGACAGAUGCAAGUGUUCAAUGGACUUCACUGCCGUCAUCUAUUGCAAAGCUUGGGAGGGAAGUCAUGAAGCACAGAGAUGCAGCACAGAUGGCAGCAACUGAAGCUAUACAAGAGGCUGCCGCUGCUGAGAGUUUGCUGCAAUGUCUAAGUGUAUAUGCAGAGCUAAGCAAUUCUGCUAAGGAACUUAAUCCGCAGCCUACAAUAGAGCAGUUCUUAACUCUUCAUUCUAGCCUCAUUAGUGCGAGGAUAAAUGCUGACUCGCUAGCUAAAUCCAUUCCAGUUGAUUCUUCUCCAGAUAAUUCUUCUCCAGAUAAUAAUGAAAGAAUCAUAACAGAAGAGGCACUAAAACUCAAAUCAGAUAGACAAAAGCGUGCGAAUUCUUGGGUCCAGGCUGCUUUAUCCACCAACCUAUCAUCCUUUUCUGUUUAUAACCGAGAACCUCUAUCAUCCAAGCUUCCAGUUUCAACCAAUUCUCAGAACCAAAAGAACAUCCUGGGAAGUCAAACAAUGUUAGUCAUAGAAAAUUCAAGUGGAGAUGCUGCAUCAAAGUCUCAUGGAAAAAGCCGUCAGACGACUAAUUCCAAACCUGCCUUGCAAGGAACUCCUCGCAAAGCAAAUGAUGCAUUGGCCAAUGGACACAAGCAACUAGUCCAAUCACCACCGUUGCAGUGGAAUAGAGGAAAUGGCUUUGAUGAGGUGGUUAGUUUGGCUGACAUGCUGCAACUGCGGUCACGAGAUUGGUUCUUGGUGUUUGUUGAGAGAUUCUUGGACACUGAUGGGGACACUGGCUUGUCAAAUAAUGGCCAAAUAGCGGGUAUGCUCACACAACUGAAAAGUGUGAAUGAUUGGCUUGAUGAGAUAGGAUCAAGCAAGAAUGAGGGAGAACCAUGCCAGAUACCAGCAGAUACAAUUGACAGGUUGAGGAAGAAGAUAUAUGAAUAUCUUCUUACACAUGUUGAAUCCGCUGCUGCGGCACUCAGUGGUGGAUCACAGUCAUCACCUAGAAUCCAAACAGCAGAGAUCAAAGCCAAAAAGUGAUGAAUGAGUACAUAGAUUAGGUUGAGGAUGCAUUAUUUAUGGUGGCAUGGGAGGAAAUUUAGUCACCAAAAGUUGUUCAAAAGAAUUUCUCUUCUUCCACUCAUUUUUUUUUGUACAUAAAUCCUGCAUGUGUUUUGGUCUUGGGAAGUAGCCAAUGUGAUUUGUGAGGAAUUUCUUUUCCUUUAACUAAGUUAUUGCCAUAUGAAAUUACAGAAAUUGAAACAGUGGACAGAUAUAAGCAGAAGUGAUUCUUGCAUGAUUA
Messenger RNA from Cajanus cajan (pigeon pea), 3221 nucleotides. Its product is annotated as protein CORTICAL MICROTUBULE DISORDERING 2. Lineage: Eukaryota; Viridiplantae; Streptophyta; Magnoliopsida; Fabales; Fabaceae. The record is from RefSeq and is a predicted model, not a curated record.